Molecule: messenger RNA, 1263 nt
Organism: Penicillium cinerascens
Lineage: Eukaryota; Fungi; Ascomycota; Eurotiomycetes; Eurotiales; Aspergillaceae
Exons: 1
Coding region: 1-1263 (420 amino acids)
Molecular function (GO): gamma-glutamylcyclotransferase activity
Source: RefSeq, a predicted model, not a curated record
AUGGCGCCCAAAAAAUCCCCAGAAGCCGACGAAGACGCGGCGUCAACCACGGAAGGCCGCUUCAGCGCGAUCUCACCUCUAACCCGACUUAGAAGCCUUCUCCCUGCAUUUCUCUCUGGAUCCCCGAGCCCCGAUUCUCGCACCCUUCCCACAACCUCUACAGAGCGCCGUCGUGCAUCCAGUGUCGGUGCCUCUCUCGAUCAGGAUGAAUUCCUUUCAGAAAAGGUCAUCGAGCAGCAGGAGGGCGGGACAGGUCUUACGGACACAGUCGCAAAGAAAGAAACAGUACUGUACCUCGCAUAUGGCUCUAAUCUUUCGUCCAAGACAUUCCGCGGCGUUCGAAACAUCAAGCCGCUCUCCCAGGUUCCAGUGCUCGUGCCAGAGCUCAAGUUGACGUUCGAUCUCCCCGGGAUCCCGUAUGCCGAGCCUUGCUUCGCCGGGACACAAUACCGGGAUCCGGAUGCUGCGGAGGAACAGAGUGUAGAGUCGACCGAUGAUGACUCGCUCAUGGAUGGAGAAUACAUGUCAGAGAAGGUGCCACUUAUGGUUGAGACGCGAGAAGUACGAAGCUCGGAUCUCCACAGGAACCGAUGGCACAAACCUCUAGUCGGCGUCGUCUACGAGGUGACUCUGGCCGACUAUGCGAUCAUCAUCGCUACUGAAGGAGGCGGCCGCGGGUACCGCGAUGUAGUGGUUGACUGCCAUGCUUUCUCGGAGUCCUACAAGCCAACCGACCCAGUGCCGAAUCACCCCGAUACUCCGCCCUUCAAAGCUCACACCCUCCUCUCACCCGCAGCGGAUGAAGCUCUAAAGAAGAUCCACGCAGUCAAAAGCGGCCAUUCGUCAGUGGCACAUUCUCCAUGCCCUACCACCUGGCUGCUGGCUGACAUUGGUCCGCACGUGCGUCCCGACGGUGAAUACGCGCAGCCCUCUGCGCGCUAUCUCAACCUGCUUAUCACCGGUGCCGCUGAGCAUGAGCUACCAGUAUCAUAUCAGGAAUAUCUCUCCCAGAUUCGACCAUAUCGAAUCACCACGAUGCGCCAGAAGUUCGGGAAGGGCAUCUUCAUUGCUGUGUGGGGCCCACCCAUUCUCUCCCUUCUGGCCUUAUCCAAGGUGUUCGCAGGCCCGGAUGGACGCAGUCCUCCAUGGUUGAUGACGCUGGGAAAUGUUUUAUUCGCCGUAAUGUGGAAUAGUUAUGAUUGUAUCUUCAAGCCGAUGUUUGGAGAUGGUGAGCGAACUUUGGAAGAUACCCCACCUCUGUAG